Messenger RNA from Prorocentrum cordatum, 606 nucleotides. The record is from the annotation of a GenBank genome assembly. Lineage: Eukaryota; Dinophyceae; Prorocentrales; Prorocentraceae.
UCCUCUGGCUGCGCGAGUGGCCGCCCGCGGGCGGCGCGCGGUGGCGGAGCCGGGUGCUGUUCGCCGCCUACGGCGUGGCGCUCGGGGGCGGCGCGGCCUGGUGCCUCGUGGGGGCCUACGUGCACGCGUUCGAGCCACUGCCGACGGAGCAGACGCCCGCGUGGCUGGCCUUCCUGCUGCUGGGGGCGAUCACCCUUACCGGCCCGUCCUCUUCCCCGUCGCGCUCGCCGCGGCGCUCGAGGGGCGAACGCUGCCCCAGGGCGUGGUCGGGGUGCACCUCGCGCUCGCGGCGCUGCAGGCGUGCGGCUACGCGGCCGCGGCGGUGAGCGGCGUGGACCUGUCGCUUGGCGGGCAGCUGCCCGACGAGGUGUGGCUCAGCCCGUGGCACCGCGUCGACGGGAGGAGCUACGGUGGCGCGGCGCUCGGCGUGCCGUUCGACCUCGUGUCCACGAUUGCCUCCGAACACGAUGCCCUGCUACCGCGGGGACUCGCUGUGCGUGCUCGCCGCUAUCCGAAUAAGACAAAAGCGGGAUCAGCAUACCUUAUUAGAUGCGCGCAGCUGUUUCUUCUUCACGCCAUGUUCCUGGCCUCGUGCUUCUACUCCAC